UCUGUUAGCCUAUCGCAGUUUGAGACACUUACUUAACAGUCACACACUCCUCAACUCCGCCGGUGGGGGGGCGGGGGACACAGACACCAGAUGAGAUUUGUUCCCAAACGCGCACCGAUGGCGGUGUGAGCCGUUUUGGCUGAGAAGUACGCACGGCGCAGUGGAUUUGUAGACAUUUUUUUCUUGCAUCUCCUCCCCGUCCGGAUCAUUUUGUUUUUUCAUGGGGAGGGAAAUAAACAAAGCUAUGGAUUACUCCAUCUGUCUAUUCCUACUCCUGACAACCAUCUCGUCUGUGUCGACCGGACAAUUCCCAACAGCGCAGAUGAUAAAGGAAUGGGUGGACCAGAUGCAAAAAGAUUUAAUCACAUUAACAGACACGUCCAGCGGCUUGCACAGACUAAUAGAGAUAUACCAUAAACACAAAACUCACUUCAGUGUGGAGUCCAACGAUGCGACUGCCCUGGUUGCAACGGCCUCUGGGAACAUCGAGAAACUCCUGGCGAACCGCUCCCAAGCUCUAAAGAGACUAGCGUCAGAAGCAGAGAAGUUCCAAAAGGAGCAUGAAUGGCAGAACCACAGUGAGGAAGACAAAAUUCUUUACUACAAUGCCAAAGAUGACCUUAAUCAGACGAAUGAGAACCGGUACAUUCCAGAUGAUUUUCACAUUGACCCCGACUUCAAGCGUCCUGUGUCCUACAACACCACCGGUGUCCACAUCCCGACAGAUAUAUAUGAAGGCUCCACCAUCAUACUGAACGAGCUGAACUGGACUAAAUCGUUGGAGGACAUGUUCCGGAAAAACAAAGAGGACGACCCCUCGCUCCUCUGGCAGGUGUUCGGCUCCGCCACCGGAUUGGCUCGCUACUAUCCAGCAUCCCCGUGGAAUGACUUGAGCAAUUCGGCGAACAAGAUCGACCUCUACGACGUGCGCCGGCGACCGUGGUACAUCCAGGGGGCGGCCUCACCCAAGGACAUGCUCAUCCUGGUGGAUGCGAGUGGAAGCGUCUCCGGUCUCACUCUCAAACUCAUCCGAAUGUCCGUCAGCAAGAUGCUGGAGACCCUGUCGGACGACGACUACGUGAACGUGGUCUAUUUCAAGGAACAGGCCUCGUACGCCUCGUGCUUCCGGAACCUGGUGCAGGCCAACGUGAGGAACAAGCGGAUCCUGAAGGAGGCCGUGCAGAACAUCACCGCCAAGGGCAUCACCAACUACAAAGGUGGCUUCGAGCUGGCCUUCAGCCAGCUCUCUCAGGUGAACGUGUCCAGGGCCAACUGUAACAAGAUUAUAAUGCUCUUCACUGAUGGAGGAGAAGAGAGAGCAGAAGAGAUCUUUGAAAAGUAUAACCCAAAGCAAGAGGUACGCAUAUUCACAUUUUCAGUAGGUAAACACAACUAUGACAGAGGACCAAUAAAGUGGAUGGCCUGUGCUAAUAAAGGUUAUUACUAUGAGAUCCCGUCUAUUGGCGCCAUCUGGUUAAACACUCAGGAGUACCUGGAUGUUUUGGGAAGACCGAUGGUUAAAGCCGACAAAAAGGCCAAGCAGGUUCAGUGGACCAACGUCUACCUCGAUGCGCUGGAUCUCGGCUUGGUGAUCACUGGAACUCUGCCUGUCUUCAACAAGACGAGCACAGGCUCGAAGAAGUCUCAGAACCAGCUCAUUUUGGGGGUUAUGGCCAUUGAUGUCUCGCUGGAAGAUAUCAAGAGACUGACGCCUCGGUUUACUUUCGGACCGAAUGGCUACUACUUUGCCAUUGAUCCCAAUGGAUAUGUGUUGCUCCACCCUAAUCUUCAACCACAGACCGCCAGGUUUGAUAACCCUGUAACUCUGGACUUUCUGGACGCCGAGCUGGAGAACGACAUCAAAGUGGAGAUCAGAAAACAAAUGAUUGACGCACAAACAGGAAAUUACACUAUAUCCACACUGGUGAAGUCUCAGGAUGAGCGUUACAUCGACCAAGGUAUGAGGACGUACACAUUCGCACCGGUGAAGGGGACCGACUACAGCCUGGCCCUGGUCCUCCCCGAGUACAGUAUGCAUUACAUCCGUGCCACAAUUGGCGACACGAUAACCCAGGCAAUAUCGCUUUUGGGGAAAGAUGUUUCCGAAAGCUUGAUGGCAGACAAGUUUGACGAAUACGGCUACACCUUUAUUGCACCCAGAGUUUACUGCAAGGACCUGAAGCCAACAGCACAAGAAGACAAGAAAGACAAGAAAGCCAACAACACUGAGUUCCUCAUGGAAUUUAACAUGUACAUCGACACCAAGACUCCAAACCAUCCUAACUGCAAUGUGGAGCUGGUGAACAGAUUACUCCUGGACGCCGGCAUCACCUCAGACCUGAUCAAGAUUUGGAAAGAAAACGAGUUGCAGCAUGGUGUCUCGGCCAGAUUUGUUGCCACUGAUGGAGGGAUCACACGAGUCUACCCCAAAAGUGCCGGGCUGUACUGGAAAGAAGAGGCAGAGACGUACGAGUCCAGCUUCUAUAAGCGCAGUUUGGACAACGACCUGUACAUCUUCACUCCAACGCCCUACCAAGCCAGUGAGAACAACACAAGUGACGACUCUGUGCUCGUGAGCAGAGCCGUAAACCUGAAGAUUGACAACAUCACGCUCAAGCCAGCUGUGGUGGGUGUAAAGCUGGACAUCGGGUCGUGGAUGGCGAGCUUCAUCAACACCACGUACAAGAUUAAUUGCAACGAUGAGAUCUGCGGCUGUCAGAGAAACGACGAGUAUGUCGAUUGUGUGAUUCUGGAUGAUGGCGGCUUCCUGGUGAUGUCCAAUCAAGAUGAAUACAUCAGUCAGAUCGGGCGUUUCUUUGGCGUAAUCGACCCUAUCCUCAUGAAAAACCUGGUCAACUCGUCCCUGUACACCUCUAAGAGCACCUACGACUACCAGUCGCUCUGCGACCGCGAGAAAGAGAGCAAGGCGGCCGCAGGCCUGCGAUCCGUCUACGUGCCUACCAUAGCAGAUAUUUUGAAUUUAGGAUGGUGGGCGACGGCCGCAGCUUGGUCAAUACUGCAGCAGUUGCUGGUCAGCGUCACAUUCCCGAAUUUCCUGGACGCAGCUGAAGUGGACGAUGAGGUGUCGGACGCCAUGCUGAAGGACGUGUGCAUCACGGAGCAGACUCAGUACUUCUUCGAGACGGACGGCUUGUCUUUCAGGGGCUCCGUCGACUGUGAAAACUGCUCCAGGCUCUACCAUGCUGAAAAGCUGCCCAAGACAAACCUGGUCUUUAUCAUCGCCGAUGCAAAAGGCACCUGCAUGUCCUGCGACACGAAGGAGUUAAUACAGGACGAGCAGCAGUCUGAUGGUCCAAAUCCCUGCGAAUUGGCCCUCAAUCCUCGGUACAGGAAAGGGCCUACAGUUUGUUUUGACAACACCGAACACGAGGAGGAUCCUGACUGCGGCGGGGUGUCCGGCCUGACCCCCUCGCUAUGCCUCAUGGUGGCCCUCCAGCUGCUCCUGCUCUGGAUCGCCACCGACUCCAGACCCCACGCCGUCCCGUCAUGACCCUCCGAGCGACGCACCGUAUCUCACACGUCCCUCCCGCCCUGUCUCCAACCUGGCAACCAGCAUGCAGCGCUGCCGCCGAAAUGAGGAACGCUCCACGAGAGGCGCUCGUAACAAACAAUCCAAAAAAAAAAACCAGAAAAAAACAAACUGUCAGCCCCACGUUCUGUCAGUUUCUUCUUUUGAUACCUUAAUUUUCAGGGUUUUCUCAAAGUGAUUCCACCGGGGUGCAAGUGACGUGAGAAAUGUAUGUCAGAAGAGAAUAAUUUGAAUGAUACGAAAGGCCUGGACCUCCAGCUAGUCCUCGUCCCUUUAAAAGGUCCCUGCCAGCGGAGAUUAGAGGAGCAUUCGCUUUGAUUGGCAAAAAUCACGAACCUCAUCCAGCUUUGAUGUCACUGAAGAAAGACACUGGACCGCCUUACAGUAUCCGGACUGAAACCACGACUCGCUGGUAAAAUGAUCGGUUUUCUUCACCACUGCCAGAACGAGCGCUUCCCUUUGCAGCAGUGUGCUUUGUUUUACUUUGAAUGGAUUUGCAGUGGAUAGCUAUUUAGAUAUUUAUUGCUUUUUUUUGUUUUUUUCAGUCAGGGGUUCGGCAAAGAUUUCAGCAAAUUGAUGCCAAAUUGUUCCUCCUGCCUGUCAUAAGAAGCCUCAGCUGAGUUGAAACAGCGUCUGAUUUUUAGACCGAACAUUUCUCUCAUUUCAUGUAGAUACUCUGCGGUGUGGAAACCAUGUUUGUCGUCAUGUCCAUGCACAGAAGCCAACCCCCCCCACUGCCACAGAGCGCUUGUUUCGGAGUGUGUGGAUUUUAACCUUUGUAGCUGAUCAUCCUGAGCUGGAUUGGGAUUAGUAGCUGGACUCCCUGCCUUGGCGUUGGAUCGAUCCGGUCAAAACCCUGGUGCCAUAGCGAGCGUUAACCCGUCACCACGAGCCUGGCUGAUGUCUUGCGCUCGACUCAGUGGACUAAAAUCUUCCCGUGCCAUGUGGACUGCGUGACUCAGACUAACCCCUACAUGGUAGUUUCGGAACGAAAAAGAGCUGUAGUGUACAUUUAUUUUACUAUUUAUUGGUGAGCUGGAUGAAGUGUCAGGACAACUUUUUACUGCUUGUUUUAAUGCCGCUAUAAAAUAAACUGGAUGAGGGUUGUAGAAGAAUCUGUUUUGUGCCCACAUUUGCACUCAAAGUCCCCAGAACUGUCGGAACCCGGGAGCGAGUUCUCAAAACGGGCUUAAAGGUUCCCUCGGCCCUUUGUUGUCUGCGUUUUCACCGCGAUCCAGCCGGUGGAUAGACGGACCCAAAAAAAAUCGAGGCUCAUUUGCUCGACUGUCCUCGCUGCAGCAGCCAGAUGGGGUCACAGCUUCCUGACGCUCGCGUACUUUAUCCUGUUGUUCUGUCAUUAUGUCGCUCACUUGGAUUCAGAUACAUAACCACUGCUUGUAAAGUCAAGUAUUUGCAGGAUCCGGAGGAGUUUGCGGUCAUAUUUGCGAGUUGGAGCUUAAAGUCGGCUCAUUAUCUUCAUUUUUUUUUCACUUAUUUUUUAUCCUAAUUGGAAUCACAACAGUAAAUAAUUAUUUUUUUAGCUCUUUUUACGAGGGAAACUAGUGAAAGUUUGAAAGUCUUGAACAUGAAGAAAUCACACACAUGCAUGUGCCGAGACGGCGUGUCUUUAUUUUCGUCUGAUCGCAGUUCAUUACCAAGAAAAUGUCUUUCCUAAAGCCUUUGUGUUCAAGUGUUUAAAUGAUGGCCAAAUCUGAUUAUGUGAAAGUAGCCUCAGAUUACUCCAAUUUAAACAAUACGUUUCAUUCUGUCAAUAUCUUAUGAUGGCUGAAAUUUUACAAGCGAGCCAUCGGUGACAAAGAAGCGAGAUAGCACAGGCUUUGAUUGACACAGAAAAUAAUUUUACACAACCAUGAAGAUGAAAAUGGAAAAAAAAAGCAUUUAUUGGUCUUUGUAAAGCCAAAAGUACAGCGUGUUCGGGCCAUGUAAAAUGCAACUUUAUGAUCUGAUUUAAUGUGCGGGCCGGUUAACUCUGCAAGAAACUGGAUGUGAUAUUUGUGGAGAAAUCAUGGGGGAUAGGGUUUAAAUGUGAGGUAGAAGUAUAUUUACUUUCAUCACAACAUACGGUUUGAACUGAAUGUUUGAAAUAAAAGUAAUGUGAUGAAUAAAGUAAUUUCUGAGAUAUUUAAAUUUAAUGGGGGCAAAGUAUCACAAUACAACAUUUAAAAUAUUCCUAAUACAUUUGAUAUGAAACCAAGCAGCUUUAUAGUUUAAAUGACUUCAUUGACAUAAAUAAUUUCCUCUGGCUCUUUAUUCUGAUAUUGGCAAAGUCGUCAUGUAUAUUAACUCCAUAUUCUGUUAUGAAUUUUGGUGUUUUUUUUCUUGUGCAUCUAAGCACAAGUGAGGGAGGAAAAAAACGUACAAACAAGAACUCAUUCACUGAAAUUGAAUAUUGCCUGUAACUCGACGUCUCCCGGAGUCUUUGGAAGCUAAAUUAUUUAUCUCUGUUAGGAACUCAGUGUUUUCAUUGCUUUGGUUUGUUUCUUGGUCGGUCAACAGGAUAACUCGUAAAAUAGCGGACAGAUUAUGAGAAGUGAUUUAAUUUUCCCCGAGAUCCGGACCGCGUCCUCGCCAGGCGGAGGCAUGCGCUCCCUGACUGCCUUCUUGUUCCGAUCCAAACCUCAUUUAGACGCCGGGCUGUGGUGAAAACGCAGAGUGACAAACUGAGUUUGUAAAAGGCCACUAAUAUAUAGAGUUGACACUGAUUUGGACAUAUUUGCCUACAUUUGUUCUGGAAAAAGGUUCAGUUUUUGUUUUGUUUUUUUAACUCAACACUCGAGAGCAGCUUCUCCUUUCAGUUUAAAACACUGUGAAACCACCAAGUGAAAACUACUUUACAGCAGCAGUGAGUAACCACUCCUUCAUGUUCCGACUGUCUUUUUUUUUCUCAUGUAAUCUCAUCUCGGUUCCUUUAGUGUGCCUUUUUCUCAGAUUUUUUUCGAAAUGAAUCCAUCAUAAGCAGGCCAAACAAUGGCAAGACAAUGUGUCGAUGCUACUGUAGAUGGUUUUUAAAUGCACAGAUCAGUCCAGCCGCUGCUUCAGAGCCAAAUAAUUCAGUCAGAAAUCGUAAUGAACAAAUUCACUGGACCAAAACUGGAUUCUAACAGCAGCUAAAUGUUUAAUAAUUACAAAAAUAGUGUUUAUGGGUCACUUAUGUAACAAAACUCUUGAAAAAUUGAGAUCUAUCAAGAAAAAAAAAAAAACAUUUUCACUAACACUAGACUCUAUGGUGUAUUUGGUGCUGCUGCUGUUGAUGAAUCAUUUUGCGUGCCUGUUGUUAAAGAGGCAGUUGGAUUCGACUGGGAACUAAUAAAUACAGGGUAGAACGAUCCAUACGGAGGCGACGUGGGAUUCCUCAUCAACGAGAAGGCAGAGAUGUGCUCGUGUAGCAGCUACCGUCAGAUCAGAUACUUUCAUGAUAUUAGCACCUAUUCACGUCCUUCAAUCACCACACUCUCUCUCUGGUUCAUGGUUUGAAAACGUGGAGCAUUUGCUUCAUUUUCCUGUAAGUCAACAGUUAUCUGUGUUUGGCAUCGGAAACAUCAACACUGUAGGGAAUCUGAGGAUGCUCCAUUCACCACCUAAUCAAAACCAGGGAGAGCAUCUUUCUGCUCAAGAGUUUAUUUGAUAAACAUGAAUGGAUGUUUGGAGGAAUUCGCUUAAUUCUGAGGGGGAGCGAAAACCACACAAUUAAGUUGCAUACAUACUUCCACUGACACUUAUCCUCUUCUAAACGUUUCUUUUCGCUAAACAAUUAAAACUCACAGUCCAGAUUUUCGAGCCAGAUCGAGGAAUGCUUAUUUUGUGGCAAAGAGGCGCCACAAUAAUUUAAACAAAUCCAACAUCGUCGUCAUCUAAAAACUCUGAGGUAUACAAUUUAAAAAAAAUGAGUUUUUUCUCUAUUUCUAAACUAUAACCAACAGAAACUGUGGUGAAACUAACUGAUAUCUAUGGUCCUCAUUUACUAACACUCAAAUAUUAAGUGCCAUAUACAGUAGGACUCUUAUUCUCUUGUGGAGAAAACCUAUUAUCUUUAAAUAUAACAUUUAUGCAAUGUCGCCGAGGCAAGAUGUACGUUUCGUACGUUGUUUUCCUGUGCUGCAUGGUUUUGGCUGACAAUGACAAAAAAAAAAAAAAAACAAGAUAAAAAACUACCUGGUGUGCUCCUGCUUUAGUGAAGCAUAAUAACCUGAGUGUGAGGCGUUUGUUAUUGAUACGCUGAGGUCCGAUCAGCUGAUACUGCCGUGUUCUUGGGGAGACAGCAUUUGGCUCCGCCCUGAGUCGACUGGAGGAGGAAAUUCGAGGAAUCGGCGCCGCGUUUGAGUGUCUGUCUGACUGUUUUCAAGCCAUCUGUGAGUCACUUUCAUCCAAUGGCCAUACCAGCGACUUAGCCUCCUUAGUACAAAUCAUUGCUGCCACUUCAUUGAGCAAACACUGUUUCAGCAGACUGACUGGUUUGGUUUGAAACUUUAUUGGCCCCCGAAAGAGGAUGACAGCAGUCAGUAUGGAAGUACCUACUCUUUUUUAUUAUCACCGCCACCAAAAACCAUAUCCUUCUGAGGAAAUAUGUUGUGAUCCUUGGAUUAUCUCAGGCACUAUCAUCAGCAGUGGGUUCAGAACGCCAUUAUUUGGAUCACAUCUGGGAGUGGUUAAAGAGCUGCAGAGCUGCUGUCUCUCUCGGUCGUGGCUCGCAUUAUCAGAAGCUGUUGCCUUGUUACUAUUUCACCAACCUCCUGUUUACUGGGGCAGGAUCAGCAACAUGAAGUCAGUAGUUUUAGCAUUAGCUGCCUGGCGCUGUCCGUCUGGAGAUUAUUGAGUAGCAUUAACCAUACAUGACCGUAUGAAACAGAUCUUUAAAUGUUUAAUGGUCACUAAUUGAAAAUGUUUCGCGAAAUAUUUGGAAAGUUUCCCAAACGGCAGUAGUGAAAUUCAGCUAAGUGAAGGGCUGGUAUGGUCAUAAAAGUCAUCCUAGGCAGAAAAUUACAGACGGGAGUUAAAAAGGAUAAAAAUGCAGAACACAUAAUAAUACAAACUGGAUCUGUUUCGUAACUACUCAGUAAACAUUGGAGAAAUGGAGAAAGAGCUCCACAGCUGUCCAGAUGUUCCAUUCAACUCUUAAAGUGCUAAAAUCAGAUGCUGUCACCUCAGGAAUAAUCUACUGUCGAUGUGAUGUGAAGUGUUUUUGAUUCUGCUGGUGCUCUCUGUAUGGAUCAUGUGGGUUGGCCUUUUUUUUAUUUAUGGAUUCUUGAGGACUGCUUAGUGUGUGUGUGUGUGUGUGUGUGUGUGUGUGUGUCUGUGUGUGUUUUCUUUUCUUUCCUGUCCGUUUACCUGGCUGCCACUCUUCGGCAGAUGAUUGACGGACCCGUCAGUCAAUCUUCCAACUGCCUUUGGUUUUUAUGGCAGGCUCUCGAUGAAGGCAUCCACCAAGUCACGCCUCGCCAGAAUCCGCUCCGGCAGGGUCUUGGUCUUGGUCGUGGUCUUGGUGGGCCUCUUUGUCGGUCUCCCUCGAUUGUGCUUUAAAACGUUACACUUUAGUGGAACCUGAUUCUUCCCAGAAUCAGACAUGUAAAAAA
Molecule: messenger RNA, 9141 nt
Organism: Salarias fasciatus (jewelled blenny)
Lineage: Eukaryota; Metazoa; Chordata; Actinopteri; Blenniiformes; Blenniidae
Gene: cacna2d1a
Product: calcium channel, voltage-dependent, alpha 2/delta subunit 1a
Exons: 40
Coding region: 221-3511 (1096 amino acids)
Cellular component (GO): L-type voltage-gated calcium channel complex
Molecular function (GO): voltage-gated calcium channel activity
Source: RefSeq, a predicted model, not a curated record